Molecule: messenger RNA, 2166 nt
Organism: Dovyalis caffra
Lineage: Eukaryota; Viridiplantae; Streptophyta; Magnoliopsida; Malpighiales; Salicaceae
Source: the annotation of a GenBank genome assembly
AUGGCAAUUAGAUUACUCCACCACCAACCCUUCCUCACCACCCUCACCUCCUCCACUAAUCUUCUCUCUCUCCGCCUCUUCUCCUCCAUCCAAAGCGGCACCUUCUCUUCUGAAAACGAUGCUAUCUGUCCUCAAAGCGAUACCCAUCUCCCCAAAUUUGAACCUUCAAAAGACGCUGACUUGCUUUCCCAAAUUCUCCUUCACCACCACAACCCAUUUCAUGCCAUGGAAUCAUCUCUCCAGUUAUCCGGCAUUACUCUCACUCCUUCCCUUCUUCACCAAACCCUCCUCCGCCUCUGCCAUAACUCCAAAAUCGCCCUCUCCCUUUUCCACCACUCCAUCUCCCUACCUUCCUCCUCGACGGACACUUCAAGAACCUCCACUGGCAGUUCAGUUGCAACGACCGACACUUACAAUCUCGUAAUCGACAUUCUCGCCAAAGUCCGACAAUUUGAUGUCUGUUGGCAACUUAUAGUGGAAAUGGAGCAAAAUAAUGUAAAACCCACUUCGGAAACUUUCUUUGUCCUCAUUAGGAGAUUGAUUGCGGCGGGACUUACUCGCCAGUCGAUUCGCGCUUUUGAUGAUAUGGAAAGUUUUGUUUUUGAGCCAGUGAAUGAGACCCAUUUUUGCUUUUUGCUUGAUACUUUGUGUAAAUAUGGGUAUGUGAAAGUGGGUGUUGAGAUUUUUAAUAAAAGGAAGCAUAGGUUUAGUCCUAAUGUGAGAAUGUAUACAGUUUUGAUAUAUGGGUGGUGUAAGAUUGGUAGAAUUGAUAUGGCUGAGAGGUUUUUGAGAGAAAUGGGUGAGAGAGGGAUUGAGGCUAAUGUUGUUACAUAUAAUGUUCUGUUGAAUGGGAUUUGUAGGAGGGCAAGUUUGCAUCCGGAAGGUAGGUUUGAGAGGACAAUAACUUUGGCAGAGAACGUGUUUGAUGAAAUGCGUAAGAGAGGGAUUGAACCAGAUGUCACGAGUUUUUCUAUUGUUCUUCAUGUGUAUAGUCGGGCGCAUAAGCCUGAAUUGACACUUGAUAAGUUGAAGUUGAUGAAGGAGAAGGGGAUUUGUCCGACUGUGGCUACGUAUACUUCGGUGGUUAAGUGUCUAUGUUCGUGUGGGAGGAUUGACGAUGCAGAGGAGUUGCUUGGUGAGAUGGUGAGGAAUGGUGUCAGUCCUAGUGCGGUGACUUAUAAUUGUUUUUUUAAGGAGUAUAGGGGAAGGAGGGAUGCAGAUAGUGCAUUGAAGUUGUAUAGGAAGAUGAGGGAGGUUGAUUUGGGGUUGUUGAGUUUGCAUUCGUAUAAUAUAUUGUUGAGGAUGUUUAUGAUGUUGAAUCGAUUGGAUAUUGUGAAUGAAAUAUGGGACGAUUUAAAACUGAGUGGAUUAGGGCCAGAUUUGGACUCAUAUACAAUAUUGGUUCAUGGGUUAUGUGAUAAAGAAAAGUGGAAAGAGGCUUGUAAGUUUUUUGUGGAGAUGAUAGAAAAGGGAUUGCUUCCCCAAAAGGUUACUUUUGAGACGCUGUACAAGGGCUUGAUACAGUCUGAUAUGUUGAGAACUUGGAGAAGGUUGAAGAAGAAGCUUGAUGAAGAGUCAAUAACGUUUGGUUCAGAGUUUCAACACUUAAACCAUUUACAUCUUGAGAAAAUUCACCGGGCUGCUUACAGCAUCAGUUUCACAGCCUCGGCGCUGAAGCUUCGCCAUUUCCCAAUGGGUAAUGUCCAUGACGAUAGAAAUGACACAGCAAGGAGAGUGGCACCAGACAAGUUGAGCAACGUGAUUUGCAUUGAGGAUGCCUCCAAGUACCACUUAACCUCAGCCGAUAUGGCACAUUGGAAAAUUCCAUUAGUUUCUGUGCCGUCAGUUGUUCAACGCCUGACGGAACCCUCUGCAAUGAUUUGUAGCCUUGAACCAUUAGUUUUUCAAGACAAGGCAUUGCUCCCGUCUCCAUUGUUAUUGUUUUCAGUCUAUUUAGACCCAAAAACUUCAGCAUUUGGAACCCUUCGACCUGGAAACACAACAGUUCUCCAUCAUAAACCUGCACAAAUUCAAGAUGUACCAACUUGGGCAAAUGCUGAAGGGAUACCAAUUGAUCAUCGCUUAACCGACUCCAUCUUAAACCUAUCGUGGCCAAACUUUGAAGUGAAGAUAUCCGAGCUGGCCGUUGAAGAAAUGGAGGAGUAG